AAUCACGAGUCGGCCAUUUUGAUUCCAAAACGAGGCUCAUAACGCAAACAAAGGAAAAUGGCAGCUUAUCACUGUUGUGUUCCAUUCUGCAACAAUGACUCAAGAUAUGACAAAUCAUUGUCAUUUCAUAGCAUUCCAAACAAUCCAAAUCGAAAAAAAGAAUGGUUGAUAAAGAUCAAACGGGAUGAAGGACCUUUGUUUAAGGUUAAACCCCAUACAAAGGUAUGCUCAGCACAUUUCCUGUCAGCUGAUUUUACUAGAAGCCUGACAGGAAUGAGGUGCUUGACGAAGACAGCAACACCUUCAGUGUUCAACUGGACCAAAGAUACACCGUCUAGAAAGCCACCCCACAACAGAACUGUUGAACAGACACGUUCGAAGAAAAGAAAGUUAGAAGAUGGCACACCAGAAACUGACCAAGAUGAUUUUCACUCAUUGCAAUCAGCAGAUGAAAUUAUGACACCCACAAUGGAGUUCCAUGACUACAUCCAGCCUGAACCAAUGUCGGAAGAAAGCAAGUUGGCCAAGGCAGAGGAACAUAUCGCGUUCCUGGAGAACAAGUUAAGCCAGCUGUCAAUGGAGAGGUUUGGUUUGGAACGGUUUUCAUCGGACCCUAAAAUGAUACAGUUCUACACAGGUUUCAUGUCUUACAACAUUCUGAUCCAUGUGUUCCAUCUACUGCAGCCUUCAGCCGAAAAAAUGACAAGAUGGACGCAGAUUCAAAGGCAACGCAGUGGACAGAGUAACUCAAUCAACACAGAUAUGACAUCAAGAAAGGAGUCCAUGCCUUUAAUUGACCAGUUCUUUAUGUUCCUGGUGAAACUGCGGUUAGGUUUAUUUCAACAAGAUCUUGGUGUUCGCUUUGGUGUUUCCCAGUCAACAGUGAGCAGGAUUAUCAUCACUUGGGCCAAUUUCUUGUAUUUUCAACUUGGUUCUUUACCAAUAUGGCCAUCAAGAGACCAAAUUGACAUGCACAUGCCGGAAUGUUUUAAAGCGAUGUAUCCCAAAACCAGAGUUGUCUUGGACUGCACUGAACUAAAAAUACAAACACCAUCAGCCAUGUCUCUGAACUCAGAGUUUUACUCUUUUUAUAAAGGGACAAAUACCUUCAAAGGACUGAUAGGGAUCUCCCCUAUGGGAAGUGUGACUUUUGUAUCGUCUUUGUUUGCUGGCUCAAUUUCCGACAAAGAAAUUACGAAACAGUCGGGAAUUAUACCACUGCUUGAAGCUGGAGACAGUGUGAUGGCGGACAAAGGAUUUCUGAUUAGUGAUUUGGUUUCCACCCGGGGUGCAACACUGAACAUACCGCCAUUUUUAAGUAAGCGUGAUCAGUUUACCAAAGAGGAGGUUGAGGAAACCCAAGAAAUAGCUCGUGUCAGGAUUCAUGUCGAAAGAGCAAUUCGACGAAUUAAAGAGUAUCACAUUUUUGAUGCUCCUUUGCCAAUUGCAUUGGCUGGGUCAGCUCUUCAAAUCUGGACUGUGUGUUGUCUCUUGACACUGUUCCGUGGUCCAUUAUUCUAAUGAGAUUCAGAACUGUAGUGGAAAGACUUUCAGCCUCUUAUGUUGAGAUUGUUGUUCAUUCUCAUAUGUUAAGAUUGUUGUACAUCAUUUUUUUUUAAUUAAUCCAUUUAAUAGUUUAUGGAUGCCAACCAUUCUUACAUAGUAGACAGACAUUUGUGUAAACUUUUACAUGAUAACUAAUUUUUAAUUAUUUAUUUCAUGAGAAUGGUAUAUCUUUCAUGGUUGAUAUUAAGGAGCACACUUUUCAAAAUAAUCUUUAGUUUAAAAUACAAUAGAUCAUAAGAAAGUUGAACUUUGUAUAACAAUCUUUAAUGAAACAGUGACCCAAAGUUUUCGUUUGUUUUGUAUUUCCAUUUCAACACUUCACUGUACCCACAAUUGUUUUGUUAACCCUUUGCAUGCUGGGAAAUUUGUCAUCUGCUUAAAUGUCGCCUGCUGAAUUUCUAAAAUUAGCAUUUUCUUCGAUUUUUUUUCAAAGAAUACUAUCAGAAUAGCAAACAGUUUGGAUCCUGAUGAGACGCCACGUUUUGUGGCGUCUCAUCUGGAUCCAAACUGUUUGCAAAGGCCUUUAAAUUAAGUUCCAGCGCUGUAAGGGUUAAUGUGAUGGUUACAAAAAUACCUUCAAUUUAGUUUUGUAUUUUUAUGCAUUGACCAGCACUGAACUAUAACUUUGAUAAUGCUUUUAUUCUGUUGACAAUAACUGAACUAUUGUGAAUGAGUAAAGAG
Dreissena polymorpha is the source of this 2247-nucleotide messenger RNA. RefSeq lists its product as uncharacterized. The coding region runs from base 58 to 1521 and encodes 487 amino acids. The transcript is spliced from 3 exons. NCBI's taxonomy places the organism in Eukaryota, Metazoa, Mollusca, Bivalvia, Myida, Dreissenidae. The record is from RefSeq and is a predicted model, not a curated record.